CGACAUGUGACUUUGGGAAAACGGGUCCCCUCAAUAAUGCAACUUGUUAUUCCCUUCAUAAAAAAAGGCUCUAUGGCUGCUGUUAUUUCCAGUUUAGGCUUCUUCUAGUUUUUGCAAACAGCCUGUCGCCAUGUCCGGUCGUGGAAAGAAAGCUGUCUCCAAAUCGAAGACUUCCACAAGUCGCUCUGUCAGGGCAGGUCUCCAGUUUCCUGUAGGCCGAAUUCACCGUCUGCUGAAGAAGGGACAUUACGCUGCCCGCAUUGGUACAGGAGCUGCAGUCUACCUCGCUGCCAUACUGGAGUAUCUCUGCGCUGAAGUCCUGGAGCUCUCGGGCAACGCGGCCCGUGACAAUAAGAAGUCGCGCAUUGCUCCACGGCACAUCCAACUAGCUGUGCGGAACGACGAGGAGCUGAACACGCUGCUGGGUGCGGUCACCAUAUCGGAGGGUGGUGUCCUUCCAAACAUCCAAGCCGUGUUACUUCCCAAGAAGAGCAAGCAACCUAAAGACAACGGCAGCAAUGCCAACGACGUCCAGUCUCAAGAGUUUUAGAAUGUACCAUACAAGCUUUUACCGCAAACUCGUCCCUUUCACCGUUUUCCUUAAUAAAAUAACAAUUUUAACGUG
Molecule: messenger RNA, 625 nt
Organism: Oncorhynchus nerka (sockeye salmon)
Lineage: Eukaryota; Metazoa; Chordata; Actinopteri; Salmoniformes; Salmonidae
Product: late histone H2A.2.2-like
Exons: 2
Coding region: 131-550 (139 amino acids)
Biological process (GO): heterochromatin formation
Cellular component (GO): chromatin; nucleosome
Molecular function (GO): structural constituent of chromatin; protein heterodimerization activity; DNA binding
Source: RefSeq, a predicted model, not a curated record